Molecule: messenger RNA, 780 nt
Organism: Frankliniella occidentalis (western flower thrips)
Lineage: Eukaryota; Metazoa; Arthropoda; Insecta; Thysanoptera; Thripidae
Exons: 5
Coding region: 1-732 (243 amino acids)
Source: RefSeq, a predicted model, not a curated record
AUGGUCUUCCUUGGCUCGAACAAGACGGGUAGCGGCGUGCACGAUUCUGGGCGGUUUUCUUUAGCUAGCGACCUGAACAUCAAGCUAAAUGUCCAUUUGUUGAGACAGAAUCGUGAGCGCCACAAGGAAGUGUAUCCGUCCUGUUCAAGGCAAAGAAGACCAUGUUCCUGGAUAGAUACACACUUCUUUCACAAGCAUCAAAAUGUAGCUCGAUUCAGUAUACAAUUGAAAGGGUCUGCCGUGCUACAAGGCAAAAAUAAAAAUCGGUUCCGUACUAAUCGAUUUCGCAGGCAAAUGUGGCCCCCCUGCCAAAAAAUUAGCUAUAGGAUAAAAUAUUUAGUUGUACUGCUAAAUAGAAUUGGCGAUACAGCUAGUUCAUUGCUUCAGUUUGCUGUACAACAAAAGACUCGUGUCGUAGUGGAUACCCGUAGCAACAACCAAUGGAAAGAAAAUGCAUUUAUUUUCAACUUUCCUGGAGGUUCUUGUUCAGCCGCUUCUCAACACACCAAAUGCUUUGAAACAUUAACCGGGAAGCUACUCAGGAAGGAGAAACCAUGUGGCCUUAAUCCGGGUGUAAAUAUUUUAUCCGACACACCGAUGGAUUGGUCAUUUCCCUAUUUUCCAAUUAUGCCGUACGGGACGUGGCGGUUUCGCCUUUCGUACGGACAAACCGGUCAGAAGCGGGCCUCCGGGUGCCAUAUCGCGGAAGCCGUUACUAUUCCGAAAUCUUAACUGGCGAUGGUCAUUAUUGGAUUAUUAAAAAUAUCAGUGUUUUCCUCU